GGUGCCAAGAUAAGAAAGGGGAGGAUGUAGUGGUAGAUAACGUGACUGUGAAAGUGGAGGGCGACGGGCCUCUGACGUGGAAUGUAGACAAGACUCACUUAGAUGAAGGACACUCACAAGGCAGAUAUUUCUUAGAUUACAGGGAAAGCUUGGAGACAAAUCCAAAUGUGACCCACUCCCAUUUGCACGUGCUCAGAGAUCGUGAACCUGUGUCCACGUCGAUGGGGCCUUCCAAUUCACAUGGCUGCGUCCUUUUCGAUCAGGUAUUGAACUCAGAAGACAAAAGGGCCAAGGUUCAGGGACAGACACCAACAUCCGGCAAUAGCAAAGAGAAACAGUUCCUCUGCGUGUUCUGUAACAAAGGCUUCAGCUGCCCCCAGAAGGUGGAGAUCCACCAGAGGGUCCAUACAGGGAUAAAACCCUUCAGCUGUACCCAGUGUCACAUGUGCUUCGCUGAUGCUGGCAACUUGAAGAGACACCAGAGGGUCCACACAGGGGAGAAACCCUUCAUCUGUACCCAGUGUCAGAUGCGUUUCACCCAGGCUUGCCACCUGAAGAGGCACCAGAGAGUCCACACAGGGGAGAAACCUUUCAGCUGCCCCCGGUGUCAUAUGUGCUUUGCCCAGGCUGGCAACCUGAAGAUGCACCUGAAGGUCCACACUGAAGAGAGGCCGUUUGCCUGUUUGCACUGCGGGAAGAGGUUCUCAGAAAGGAGCUACCUCAAGAUACACCUGCAGAAAAACCAUUCCACUCGAUAGCUUCAGAUUUUCAUUGUCAGCAGAAAAGAUCCACAGAUGCAUUCGGAAUAAUGAGAGUAACAGAUUUCAAUGUUGAAUAUUACUGGGUAGAAUAUUGCAUCCAGAUAUUGUGUGAUAUACAACGCAUAUAUAAGCCUAAAAAGUCUGUUACAUAUUGGGUUUGUACUGUGUAGGCUAUAUGGUGUUCAGCAAUGCCUGUUUCAUUACCUCCAUUCAACUACUUAAUUUCUUAUCCAAGACAAUUUUUAGGAGAAAAUUAAUGCAGUUUAUCAAGUUCCUGAUAAUUUUUUUGUUGAGACAUUACAUUUACAAUUCAAUCAUUUAGCAGAUGCUCUUAUCCAGAGCAACUUAUCACAGUCAUAGCAAGUACAGUUUACCUCAAUAAAGUAGU
Salvelinus sp. IW2-2015 is the source of this 1149-nucleotide messenger RNA. Its product is annotated as zinc finger protein 583-like. Gene Ontology annotation, cellular component: chromatin; PcG protein complex; transcription regulator complex. Lineage: Eukaryota; Metazoa; Chordata; Actinopteri; Salmoniformes; Salmonidae. The record is from RefSeq and is a predicted model, not a curated record. Gene Ontology annotation, molecular function: RNA polymerase II cis-regulatory region sequence-specific DNA binding; DNA-binding transcription factor activity, RNA polymerase II-specific. Gene Ontology annotation, biological process: regulation of transcription by RNA polymerase II.